ACAUCGACCACCAUGACCAACCUCAAGCAGGGCGAGUUCGUCGGUUCUCUCGACUGCGGGACGACGUCAACCCGGUUCCUUGUCUUCGAUAAGUAUGCCAACAUCGUCGCCCAGCACCAAAUUGAGUACCCUCAGUACUACCCCGAGCCUGGCUGGCACGAACAAGAUCCCGAUGAGCUCAUCGAGAGUUGCGAGGUCUGUAUCAACGAGACCUCGAAGGCUCUGGAGGCGGCGGGCUGGUCUAAGGACAGUGUGAAGGCUAUCGGUAUCACUAACCAGCGCGAAAGUGCUGUUGCGUGGUCUCGUAAGACCGGAAAGCCUCUCUGCCGCCUGAUCGUCUGGGACGACGCACGCACGAAGAAUACCGUCGCGCACUUUGAAGUGAAACUCAAGACUGUCGGAAUUGAAGUCAAACCCGGCGAGUUCAAGAAGGGCGACGAGGGUAUCGACGCACUCCGUAAACUUUCCGGUCUUCCAAUCUCGACGUACUUCUCCGCCAUCAAGCUCCGAUGGAUGAUUGAGCACCACGAGAACGUGCGGAAGGCUCACGAUGAGGACGAUCUCCUCUUUGGUACCGUCGAGUCUUGGAUCGUCUACCGUCUCACCGGCGGUGUCGAGAAGAAUCUACAUAUUACGGACGUCACCAACGCGUCUCGUACUCUACUCCUGAACCUCAACACCCUCAAGUGGGAUGAUAGCCUGCUGAAGUUCUUCGAGAUCAAGCCCUCCGUCCUUCCAAAGAUAGUUUCUUCUUCUGAGGUCUACGGAGAGCUUGCGAAUGGUGCCUUGAAGGGCGUUAAAAUUGCCGGCAUCGCUGGUGAUCAACAGGCUGCACUCAUCGGGAACAAGUGUCUGAAGCAGGGCGAAGCCAAGUGCACGUACGGCACCGGUGCCUUCCUCCUCUUCUGCACUGGCGACGACAUCGUCCUGAGCAAGCAUGGUCUUCUCUCUACGAUCGCGUACCAAGAUGGCCAGAAUGGGAAGCCGGUGUACGCCCUCGAGGGUUCGAUUGCUGUCGCUGGUAGCGCCAUCAAGUGGCUCCGCGACUCGAUGGCUCUUGUCACCAGCGCGGCUGAGGUGAACACUCUCGCCGAGUCCGUUCCCGACAGCGGAGGCGUAUACUUCGUCACUGCGUUCUCUGGUCUGCUCGCGCCCUACUGGGACCCCGGAGCAGCUGGUCUCAUCAUUGGCCUGACGUCAUACACAACCCCCGCCCACAUCGCGCUCGCCACUCUGGAGGCGAACGCCUUCCAGACGCGCGCCAUCCUCGAGUCGAUGAAGCUCGACUCCAAGUCCGAGCUCAAGCACCUCAAGGUCGACGGCGGGAUGACCAACGGCGACAAGGUCAUGAAGGUCCUCGCCGACAUCGGCGGCUUCACCGUCAUCCGUCCCGAGAUGCGCGAGAGCACCGCGCUCGGCUCCGCGCUCCUCGCCGGGUCCGCGAUCCGCCUGCACGGAUGGAACAUCUCCGAGCCCGAGACGCUCGCGGAGGUGAACACGAAGGGGAACAAGGAGUUCACGCCGACCAUGCCUGAGCCGGUGCGCGAGAAGCGCUGGGCGGGCUGGCAGCAUGCCGUGGAGAGGUCGCGUGGGUGGGAGGAGGGCAAGGACGAGUGAGGUGGAGGCGGUCUAUCCUUAUUGCGUUUGCUCCCACUGUCAUACCAUAUACACCGUCACGACUGUAGUAGACUCACAUAGAUCACGAUUGCAA
Messenger RNA from Dichomitus squalens LYAD-421 SS1, 1711 nucleotides. RefSeq names its product glycerol kinase. The record is from RefSeq and is a predicted model, not a curated record. Gene Ontology annotation, biological process: glycerol metabolic process; triglyceride metabolic process; glycerol-3-phosphate biosynthetic process. Gene Ontology annotation, molecular function: glycerol kinase activity. The transcript is spliced from 8 exons. The coding region runs from base 13 to 1617 and encodes 534 amino acids. NCBI's taxonomy places the organism in Eukaryota, Fungi, Basidiomycota, Agaricomycetes, Polyporales, Polyporaceae. Gene Ontology annotation, cellular component: mitochondrion.